Pecten maximus is the source of this 957-nucleotide messenger RNA. Its product is annotated as NADH dehydrogenase [ubiquinone] 1 alpha subcomplex assembly factor 3-like. Lineage: Eukaryota; Metazoa; Mollusca; Bivalvia; Pectinida; Pectinidae. The record is from RefSeq and is a predicted model, not a curated record. The transcript is spliced from 5 exons. Gene Ontology annotation, cellular component: mitochondrial inner membrane. Gene Ontology annotation, biological process: mitochondrial respiratory chain complex I assembly. Bases 51 to 581 code for a protein of 176 amino acids.
UAUUACUGUGCCCAAGGUGAGAUAACUCCAGUUAUGAAACCGUGACAUUGAUGAAAAACAUGUUGAAAUCAAGAUUAGCACUUGGGCAGCUGUAUCGGAGGCUGAUGCCUCGCAACAGUGCCACAGUGAGAGGUAUGUGUGACCGUUCAGAUUUUGCCUCGACUAAGCUGAAACCCAUCUUUGAACUAGAUGAGGAACACAUGACUAUAUCCAGCUACAGUAACCUUGGAUUUAGAGUCAACCCAGGGAUCCACGUGAUUGGGCCCAUCGCAAUCUUCCCCAACACAGUGCUUCACUGGAAUGUGGCGUCAUCAAAGCGUAUAGAUAAAAACAGUCUUGUCCUCUUCCAUUUACUGGAACCAAAACUAGAUAUGUUGGUAAUUGGAAAAGGAAUGUUUAUCGACAAGGUCAAUCCUGAAAUUCAGAAUUUUCUGAGAGUGAAGGGCAUCAAUGUAGAAAUUUUACCAACAGAAGAGGCUUGUGGUCUCUUUAACAUGCUAAGUACAGAUGGGAGAAAUGUGGCUGCGGCACUCAUCCCUCCGGAAAAGAUGCCAAUCGAUAACGACAGCAUCUAUUUAUGAUAGAUCUGGACAAGUUUGGUGACUUUUUGGAUUGUACAUGGAGCAAAUGAAUUUGUGUAUAGAAUACAUGUGUGUAAUGGAGUGCGGAUUAAAAUUAUUGCUCUUGUGUUAGCAAAUGAGAGAGUAUAUACUACGAACAAAAGAGUCUGUAAUCAUAUUUAUAGAUUGACUGUAAUUUACCUCAGCAAACAGUCUAAUACAUUUUGAUUCGUGGAAAAACUGACGUUGAUUUUAAAACAGUUGUGGGAAUGAUUGUGGAAUAUUCAGUUUUUACAGUGUGUGCAUGCUAUUGAAACUGAGGUGUAAAGCCACCUCAUAUUGUUUAUUUAUUUUGUCAAUUUUACGAUGUAUAAUAAAUUAAAAAUAUUGCAUUAUU